AUCAUAACUAUAGGGGGCGCUAACACCAAAACAAACUUUUUGACGAAAAACCGGUACCACCGAAGUGUAGCGCUGCUAGUUAUUGGACUUUGGUUGGUUUGAUGCUAGAAUGGAGGGAGACAAAACUGAUAUUUUGCACCAGGUGGAUCAUGCCCGAAUUUUAUUUUGGACUGCCUGUACCUGUGUCACUUUCUGUACCAUAUACACUUUCUUCUGGAUUCGUAAUCAGUUUUACAUCGAAAAACGUGGGAAGUAUGUCUUGAUAACAGGAUGCGAUACUGGAUUUGGAAACAAGUUGGCCAGGGAGCUGGACAGACAAGACUGUCAUGUUUUUGCUACAUGUUUUACUGAAGAUGGCAUUAAAAAACUGAAUGAAACUACAUCAGAAAAAUUGCAUUGUAUUCAUAUGGAUGUGCGGAAUUCUGACAGCAUAAAAAAGGCAUACAAUGAAGUGAAAAGGCUAUUGCCAUCCCAUAAAGGUCUCUCAGGAUUGGUUAACAAUGCUGGUGUCACAGGUUUAAUCGGUAUGUAUGAUUGGUGGACGAAAGAAGAGCUGCAAAAUGUAUUUGACAUCAACCUUCUUGGAGUUAUAGAUGUAACAAACACAUUCCUGCCCCUGGUCAAGAAGGCUAAAGGUCGUGUUGUGAACAUGUGCAGUAGUUUGGGAAUAAAUCCAAUUCCAAGUGGUGGAUAUGGAAUUGCGAAACUUGGGGUAGUAGCAUUCUCAGAUGGUUUAAGGUGAGGUCACAUUGUUUGCUCAAAUUUAAAUUCACCAUCCACCGGUGAUAAAAAUGGGUAAAUGUAAUGUACGAAGAUGUAAAAUGAUAUGGUCUUGUGUACCAAGUUUUAAGACAUUGGAUUGUACAGUAAUUAGAAAGAAGAGUAUUUAUUACUCUAUUUCACUCUUGAACAUAAACAUACAUAAGGCGAGACUUUUUUAUACCUUGUUUUGUGAACAUUUUUUUUAAGAUCGUCAGAGGACGGAAAAAAAAUAAAAAUAACAUUUUAUUGGUGAAUGUAAACACUGUAUUAAUGGGAUGCUUAAAUGCUUUGAAGUUAUAUAAUUAGGAAGAAAUAUACAUAUAUUAUUUUUGGAGAUUUCAAGGCAGCGGUGGGCAUAAUAAACAUUUUUUGAAACUAUUUUGUGGCAAUAGGUGUGCUCAUUGGCCAAAAAUAAAAUUUAAUUUUUAUUUGAAAUCAUGAUUAUUAGCGGACGGUGGGUUCGCUAAACAAGGUAUAAGAGUCUUGUCUAAUACAGUACAAAUAUUUUAUGUGUACUGAAUAUCUACUGUAGUUCCUUUUUACUGUAGUUCCAUUUACACCGUCUUCAAUUAAUUCAAAAUUCGGCUGCACGUCUAAUCACUAAAACUCCAAAAUAUGCACAUAUUACCAACAUUCUGAAAGAUUUACACUGGCUUCCUCUAACACACCGGAUUAUUUACAAAAUUUUGCUGAUCGUUUUUAAAUUCAAAACUGACUUGGUUCCAGACUACAUCGCAGAUAUGCUCCAUUGGUAUGCUCCUAAACGUAACUUAUGUUCUUCCAAUCAACUCCUCCUGCAUCAGCCCAAAUCUCACAAUUCCUGGGGAGACAGAGCCUUUUCUGUUGCUGCUCCACGCUUGUGGAACAAUCUGCCUUUCGCAAUUAGAUCCUGUGAGUCAAUAAAUACUUUCAAAUUGUCUCUGAAAUCACAUCUGCUAAGAGAUGCCUAUCCAACAUUAGGCGGUAAGUAGUUAGGAAAUAAGGAAUAAGAAAAGUCACGACGAUACUUGCUGUAACUUGAAUAAAUAGGUAAGGAAACUGAAUGGAUAUGAUUGUAAGGAUUGGGAAACUUGAGGUGAGAGGUCUGAUAUUUUUUUUUUCUCUAAGAAAGAAAAGGAAAAGAACAGGAAUCUUAAGAAAUAUAAUGAAAAGUAAUUGUUAAGGAAACAUAAGAAAGGAAAGAAAAGGUCACAUGAGAAAGAACAAGGUAAGAAAGAUAAGGUAACAUGAGAAAGAAAAGAGAAAGAUAAGAUAAGGAAACAUAAGAAAGACAAAGAACAGGAAACUUAAGAAAUAUA
Anneissia japonica is the source of this 2060-nucleotide messenger RNA. RefSeq names its product retinol dehydrogenase 7-like. The transcript is spliced from 3 exons. Bases 110 to 742 code for a protein of 210 amino acids. The record is from RefSeq and is a predicted model, not a curated record. NCBI's taxonomy places the organism in Eukaryota, Metazoa, Echinodermata, Crinoidea, Comatulida, Comatulidae.